Molecule: messenger RNA, 1725 nt
Organism: Danaus plexippus (monarch butterfly)
Lineage: Eukaryota; Metazoa; Arthropoda; Insecta; Lepidoptera; Nymphalidae
Product: cathepsin O-like
Exons: 6
Coding region: 125-1273 (382 amino acids)
Cellular component (GO): lysosome
Molecular function (GO): cysteine-type endopeptidase activity
Source: RefSeq, a predicted model, not a curated record
GUCAUUUUUUUAAGCAAAAAACUUUUAAUGUUAUGUUAAUCAGUUGUUUCAACUUUGAAUCUUGUUGGACCUGCUUCUCGAACUGGACGUGUUUUCUGUUUUUGUGGAGUUAUAAUUUAUAAAAAUGAAGAAAUGGUGGAAUUGGAUUCUUGUUGUGGCCUUAGUGUGUUUGUUAUUCGUUGCUAUACCUCUUUCAUAUCCCGAUAGGACUAAAGAAUCCCUUCGUCCCAUGUUUGAUGAGUAUAUAGAAAAUUUCAAUAAAACUUAUAAGGACGACCCCGCAGAGUACGAAAAAAGAUUAGAGCAUUUUGUGGCCUCCGUAAAAGAGAUAGAUAGAUUGAACUCAGCAGCAAGAGGUCCCGAACAGCACAGGGCGAGGUAUGGACUCACACAAAUGUCAGAUAUGUCGAAAGAUGAAUUCAGAGAUAUACAUCUAUCUGACGAACAACCUCAUCGAUAUAGAAGACAUAAGCUAGGGAAGAGUUGGAGCAAAGGUAGAGUGAAGGAUAUUGAGGACAUGGCCGAUAACAUAGAUGAUUACGAUGAUGAGGAUGAUGAUGAUAAGGAGGGUAGUCCGCAUCAUAAUAUUUAUAUUGUCAUCAGAAAGAAACGCGCCAUGCUACCACUUCAGGUUGAUUGGAGAACUAAGGGUGUGAUAGGUCCCGUACGUGAUCAGGGUCUGUGUGGAGCGUGCUGGGCUUUCAGUACGAUUGGCACAAUGGAAGCCAUGGCUGCCAUAGACACCGGCAAGCUUAACACGCUCAGUGUCCAGGAAGUUAUAGACUGCGCUGGUUUGGGGAACAGCGGUUGUGCUGGUGGCGAUAUAUGCCUUUUAUUAGACUGGUUGCUCAUGACGGAUACCGCUGUCCAAGUUGAGAAGGAGUAUCCUCUGAAGCUGACGAACGGUGUAUGUCAGGCUAAGAAAAAUGCGACCGGUGUUAAAGUCGCCAAGUUCACGUGUACCGAUCUGGUGGGCGCGGAGGAUAAGAUAAUCGAGUCUAUAGCAACCCAUGGUCCAGUGGCCGUCGCGGUGAACGCGCUCACGUGGCAGAACUACCUUGGCGGUGUCAUACAGUACCAUUGCAGCGGUAGCCCCAAAGAACUGAACCACGCUGUAGAGCUGGUUGGCUAUGAUCUAACAGCAGAGGUACCUUACUACAUAGCCAAGAACUCGUGGGGCAAAGGCUUUGGUCUCGACGGAUAUCUUAAACUGGCGAUCGGCUGCAACAUAUGCGGACUAGCCAAUGAGGUAGCUAGCAUAGACAUUAAAUAGUUAUAACAUAUAUUUUUCUUAAAUUUUUUGUUUCGAUUUUGAAAUGUUUUUUUUUUUAAUUUUAUUUCUCGCAACGAACCAAUUGAUAUAGUGCCUUAAAUAAGCCAUUUAAAAAUGUAAGCCGUCCUACUUAAAAUUGCGUAUUUUUUUUUUUAUAUUUUUAUAUACAGUUUUACAUGAUAGUGCCAAUAAGUUUUAAAUCUAAAUUUUUACAAAGAUUUAUAUGUGAUUGUUGCAUGACAAUUUAUAUUAAUGUUGUUUUAUAAUAUUAAUGUUUAAAUACCCUCGAUAUUAUAAUAAUUUGUAUGAGAUAUAGAUCUAAGCUAAAUCUCAACUCGAAUUGUACAUUCCUUAGAGAUAAGACUACAUACAUGUUAUUAAUUCUUGCCAUAUUUUUUUUUAAUUUUCUCUAAUAAUUUAAUAUUAAGAUAAUAAAUAUUGUUUUAAUUAAA